AGCCCCGGUGGCUUGCCUAUCUUUAUUAUUCGCUCUCUUCAGUGACUGAUCUCAAAAUCAAUAUCAGAGUCGCCCAAAAACGUCAGCAUUCAUUUCAAGAUGAGGACUUUCACUCUUUUCGUCUUUCUCACUUCCGCCUUCAAGGCCUGUGCUAUCAAGCCACCAUCUAUUGAUGGCAUGGGGUUGACUUGGUACGAUGCCUUUGAUGGUUGCGCCGGCUGCGAACUCAACCUCGACGAGUGGGAGUAUCGUCUCCACCUGGAGCAUAAUAAAGAGCUUCAGGAAUAUACCGACUCCAACAAGAAUGCUCAACUAUCUGGCGGCGAUACUCUCCAGCUAGUGCCAUGGAAAGACAACAAGGGCGAGUGGACCUCUGCUCGUGUCGAGACCCUGGACUCAUGGACCCCUCAACCGGGGAAGAAGAUGCGUUGGCAGGCGAGUCUCCGUAUGGGCGACGCUUCAGCUAGACAGGGGAUCUGGAAUGCCUUCUGGUUGCUGGGGGACUCCAUUCGUCAUGGCACUGAAUGGCCCAUGUGCGGCGAGCUCGAUGCUUUCGAACAAGUCAACGGGGUCAUGGAAGGUCACGGCACGGUGCAUUGCGGCGACGAGGCGGGCGGUAUUUGUGACGAGCCCAACGGAUUGGGUGCCUCUGUUGCUAUGCCCGAUAACGAUUUCCACGACUGGGCCGUUGAAAUCGAUCGGACAUCGGACGACUGGAAGACAGAAACAAUUUCUUGGAUGAUGGACGGCAGCAGCUUUCACAAGGUCUCCGGAUCUGAUGUGAAAGAUGAGCAUGUGUGGGCCACGCUGGCACAUUCUCCCUUCUUCAUGAUCUUCAACGUGGCCGUGGGCGGCACUUGGCCCGGUGACCCGGACAACGCCACGCAGGACGGCUACGCGAACAUGAUGGAGGUGCUCUAUGCUGCAGUAUACGAGACGAAGUGAGGCAGCUCUGCAGCAACUGCAAGAUUUAUUUAUCUCAGGCGACAGGCUCGUCGAAAAUUGUGAUAGCUUACUCGCUCGAACUCGAUAUUUAGCGUAGUAUGCCGAUAUGAAAGCAUU
Molecule: messenger RNA, 1062 nt
Organism: Emericellopsis atlantica
Lineage: Eukaryota; Fungi; Ascomycota; Sordariomycetes; Hypocreales; Bionectriaceae
Product: concanavalin A-like lectin/glucanase domain-containing protein
Exons: 3
Coding region: 100-945 (281 amino acids)
Biological process (GO): carbohydrate metabolic process
Molecular function (GO): hydrolase activity, hydrolyzing O-glycosyl compounds
Source: RefSeq, a predicted model, not a curated record